Messenger RNA from Aureococcus anophagefferens, 4095 nucleotides. RefSeq lists its product as hypothetical. The transcript is spliced from 2 exons. Gene Ontology annotation, cellular component: condensed chromosome, centromeric region. The record is from RefSeq and is a predicted model, not a curated record. Bases 1 to 4095 code for a protein of 1364 amino acids. NCBI's taxonomy places the organism in Eukaryota, Pelagophyceae, Pelagomonadales, Pelagomonadaceae. Gene Ontology annotation, biological process: meiotic chromosome condensation; mitotic chromosome condensation. Gene Ontology annotation, molecular function: histone binding.
AUGGCGUCGGACGCUUUCAGCGUCCCCAUCCACCUGAAAGAUCUCGAGCUCCCGACCUCGAAGCAAGACGCCGGCGCCGCCGCCGUCACCGAGCACUUCGACCAGCUCUACGUGCUGACGCGGGACGCGGCGAAGCUCGACGAGGGCGCGCGCGCGAAGCUCGCGGUGCUGCUCUGCGAGACGGCGCUCGGCGCCGCGGCGUCCGGCGAGGCGCUGCGGCCCGGCGCGAGCCUGCCGCAGGCCGAGCUCCAGGCGGGCCGCGACGCGUUCCUCAUGGCCGCCGUGCUCGCGCAGGAGGCGAUCGCGACGUGCGACGCCGCGGCCGAGGACGAGAAGAAGAAGCCCAAGGGCAAGAAGAAGCAGAAGGCCGACGACGACGAGUCCGACGACGACGGCGCGGCCGGCGGCGGCGCGGGCGCCUGGCAGCGGUCCGCGCGGCUCGCGUGCCUCGCGGGCCUCGCGGCCGCGCUCCGGGCCGUCGACGUCGCGUGGCUCUGGGGCCUGCGCGUCGUCGACGAGGCGGCGCUGCUCCUCUUCAUCCGCGCGGGCGCGCGGGCGCUCCUGCGCAAGAAGCUCUGCGCGCCGGCCCACCGCGAGGCCGCGUUCGACGUCGUCGGCGCGGCGUACUACGGCGCGCCCGCCGAGUUCGCGGCGUCCGCGGCGGCGGCCGUCGUCGAGGACCUCGUGCUCGCGAGCGAGGCCGGCGCCCAGGCGGCGGCGGAGUGCUGCGCGCACCUCUGCGGCGCCCGCGGCGACGCGCGCGUCGCGGGCGACGUGCUCCGGGAGCUGAGCCGCGUCGCCGCGGACUGCGGCGACGCGAGCCGGUCGUCCAAGCAGGUCGCGACCUUCGUCGAGCACCUCGGGGCGCGGAGCCCCGCCGCCGCGCUCGCCCACGUCGCCACGCUCAAGGCGCACCUGUCGUCCGCGAACCACUCGCUCCGGUCCGCCGUCGUCGCCGCGCUCGCGGCCGUCCUCGAGGCCGACGCGGCGAAGCGCGCGGACGCCGCCGCGAACGACGCGUCGACGGACGCGGCGCGCGAGCGCCUCGGCGACGCGACGCGCGACGCGCUCUUCGAGCUCGUCGAGGAGCGCGCGCGCGACGCGAGCCACUGGACGCGCGGUGCGACGCUGCGGGCGCUCAAGGGCCUCGUCGACGCGCGCGCCGUGCCCCUGGCCUGGUACGAGCGCGUGACGGCCGUCGGCGCGUCGCGGCUCAAGGACAAGACCGCGCAGGUCCGCAAGAACGCGCUCCAGCUGCUCGGCGGCUGCCUCGAGUUCAACCCCUACGCGCCCCACCUCGACCCGGCGCCCUUCCGCGCGCGCUACGACGCGCUGGCCAAGGUCGUGCUCGCCGCCGAGGCGGACCGCGCCGCGGAGGACCGCGCCAAGGCCGAGGCCGUGCUCGCGAAGGCGGCCGCGGCCGCCGACGCCGACGAGGAGGACGAGGACGAGGAGGAGCCCGCCGUCGACGAGGAGGCGGUGGCGCGGGAGGCGGCGGCGCGGGCCGCGCAGCUCAAGGAGCUCGAGUACUUCGGGUCCGCGGUCGCGUUCGUCGAUCGCCUCGAGCGCGCGGGCGAGAAGGCGCUCAAGCUCCUGCGGUCGGCGACGGCGACGGACGCGUCCUGCGCGGCGGCCUUCUUCGGCGUCGCGCGGGCCUUCGGCCUGCCCUGCGGCCAGGGCGGCGUCGUCGCGGUGCUCUCGCUCGCGUGCAGCGGCAGCGACGCCGCCAAGGCCGAGGCCGCGCGCGUCGUCGCGUCGAGCCUCCUCGCGGGCACGAAGGCGCCGCCGGCGGAGUGCGCCGCGCGGGCCUGCGCCCUCGUCGCCGGCUGCGGCGCCGGCGACCUCGCCUGCCUCGAGGCGCUCGUCGCGGACUCGGAGAAGGCGCGCGCGGCCGGCGGCGCCAAGGCGGACAAGGCGGAGCGCAUCGCGUCGCCCAAGCUCGUGCGCGCCCUCUGGGAGCUCGCGGCGUCCGGAUCCGCCGCGCGGGGCGCGCGGGCCCAGGCCUGCCGCUUCCUCGCGGUCGCCGCGGCCGGCGCGGGCCGCGGCGUCGUCGACGCCGCCGCGCUCCGCGACGCGACGCGCCACGUCGUCGGCGACGACGGCGCCGUCGACUGCGCCCUCGCCGCGGCCCUGGGUUUGCUCGUGCGCGACCUGAGCGCCGGCGCGGGCGGCGACGAGACCGCGCGGUCCGCGGCGCGCGCGUCGUGCGCGGCGCUCCGCGCGGCGCUCGUCGCCGACGGCAAGCGCCUCGACCGCGGCCGGUGGUACGCGGCGGCGGACGCCGUCGUCGCCGCGACCUUCGGCCUCGAGGAGGACCCGGAGCAGGAAGCUUCCGCCUUCGUCAAAGCCCUCGCGGCCAAGUGCGGCUUCGGCGACGACGACGACGCGGACCACGUCGUGAACGCGGCCGCGGGCGACCUCGCGCGGCUCCUCCACGUCGUCGGCCACGUGAGCCUCCAGCUGCUCGCCGCCGCGGAGGACCUCGGGUCCGCGCUCAAGAAGGCGCGGGUCGCGUCGGCGUCGCGCGCGGCCGCGGCCGCCGCCGCGGCCGACAAGGACGGCGCGGACCGCGACGAGGACCUCCAGGCCGCGCUCGGCGCGGGCGCGGACCGCGGCGACGCGGAGCACGAGGCGCGCAUGCAGCAUCUCGUCGAGGCCGAGCUCGUGCCCGCGGCGGCGUCGAACCUCGUGUCGUGCUUCGGCCCCGUGGCCGCGCGCGUCGCCGCGGCGGGCCUGCCGACCGCGUCGGGCGUCGGCGGGCCGACGCGGCUGCCGCCCGUGCUCCACCGCGCCGCCGUGCUCUGCCUGUCGAAGAUGGCCUGCGUGUCGCGGGCCUUCUGCGACGACCACCUGCCCCUGCUCGUGACGACGCUCGCGCGCGCGUCCGACUCGCGGGCGCGCGUCAACGUCGCCGUCGCGCUCGGCGACCUCGCGGCGCGCCAGCCCAACUCCGUCGAGCCCUGGACGGAGCACGUCUACGGCGCCUUACGGGACGGCGACGCGACCGUGCGCGCGACGACGCUCGCGACGCUCGCGCACCUCGCGCUCAACGACAUGAUCAAGGCCAAGGGCGGCGGCGUCGCCGAGGUCGCGCUCCUCGUCGUGGACGAGGACGGCGGCAUCAAGAAGCGCGCCCGGGCCUUCUUCGACGAGCUCCACCGCAAGUCCACGGCGACGUCGAGCCCCAUCUACAAUCUGGUGCCCGACGUCAUCUCGCGGCUCUCGGCCGCGCGGCGCGCGGUCGUCGACGACGACGGCGACGGCGACGACGGCGCGUCGGACGACGGCGCGGCCGCGCCGCUGUCCAACGCCGGCGGCGCCGCCGUGGCCGUCGCGGCCCUCGCCGUCGCGGGCUUCGUCGUCGCCAAGGCGCCGGGCGCGGCCGUCGCGACGCCCGAGGAGCGGCCGUCGGGCCCGCGCGCCGCGCUCAGCGCGGACGACUUCGCGACGAUCAUGGGCUUCCUGCUCAAGUUCGUCGACAAGGAGAAGCACGUCGAGACGUUGGCCGAGAAGCUCUGCCAGCGCAUCGAGUCGACCAAGGCCGACGACGACGGCGUCGUCGAGGCGGGCCGCGGCGCCGCGGGCGCCGACGACGCGCAGGCCGCCGCGCGCCGCGACUUCGCGUUCUGCCUCUCCAAGCUCCAGCUCAGCGACAAGGUCGCCCGCAAGCUCCACGAGAAGCUCGUCGACUACAAGGACGCCCUCGCCGACGCGCCGGUCUACGAGACGUUCUGCGCCAUCGCCGCGCGCGCGCGCAAGCUGCCGCUGCCGGGCGACAAGACGGCCGACUACCUCGACGACUGGGAGACGAAGCUCCUCGCCGCCCACGAGGGCCGCCUCGACCUCGACGACCUCAAGCCCGCCGCGGAGCCCGCGGCGCCGCCGACCGCCAAGAAGGCGCCCAAGAAGAAGCCCGCGCCCAAGAAGCGCGCGGCCAAGAAGAAGAAGAAGAAGGCCGACGACGACGACGACGACGACGAGUCCGACGACGACGAGGCCUUCUCCGACAAGGAGAACGCGGCGGCCGCGCCGCCGCCCGCGGAGAAGGCCCCGGCCGCCGCGCGGCCGCGCCGGUCGCGCCGCGCCGCGGCCUGA